GAGGCCCCGCCGCGGCCGCGAAGGGCGCCGCGGGGCACCCGGGCGCCGUGGUGGCCGUGGUUCAGGCGUCGUCCAGCGAGGGCUCGUCCAGCAGCAGCGCCUCCUCCGCCCGGCCCGCCGCGCCGCGGGCGCCCGCGGGCGCCGGCCGGGCCGGCGGCUCCAGCAGACCGGCAGCAGCGCCAGCAGCUGAGCCUCCACGGCCGCCGGGCUCGGGGCCCGCGCGCCGGCCGGGGGCGCUGCCCGUGGCCUCGGGGCCUUCCUGGCAGGAAGAGCGUUCGACCUCCUUCGCCUCUUCCUCCUCCAUCCCCUCCUCCUCCUUUUCCUCCUUCUCCUCCUCCUUCUCC
Messenger RNA from Prorocentrum cordatum, 344 nucleotides. NCBI's taxonomy places the organism in Eukaryota, Dinophyceae, Prorocentrales, Prorocentraceae. The record is from the annotation of a GenBank genome assembly.